Molecule: messenger RNA, 1359 nt
Organism: Stylonychia lemnae
Lineage: Eukaryota; Ciliophora; Spirotrichea; Sporadotrichida; Oxytrichidae
Source: the annotation of a GenBank genome assembly
AUGUAAGCCUAAACUUAAGUAGAGCAGUCACUAAUUUAUAACAAUAACACAAAGAAGUAUCUAUAAACUGACUUUGAUCUAAGAACUAAUAACGCCGCUGAUAGGAUUUUAGAUGGGUAAUAGGUCUCUAAAUUUGUCAUCAUUAAUAGUAUUGAAUCAGGGAAGUCAGUUAUUAAUGUAUACUCGAUCCAGACCACCUACUACAAGCUAUUUACAUCCAUUUAGGAAACUAUCAUAGCUUUUGAUGCCAUUUAGAUAGGAGAUUUAGUUAUUAUCUAUGCGAUUUAAUAUAGAAACCAGCAAACAUAUCUGGUUAGCAAGCAAAUUAAAGAUGAAAAUGAGGAAAAUUUAGACUAUCAAGUCUACUUUAAUGUCGAAUGUAAUGCUACUGAUAUAAAAGUCAGCAAGUCUUUGAUAGCAUUAGCUUGUCCUACUUAUAAGAACAAUACAGGCUAAAUCAUAUUAUACCAAAGAUUAACAUUUGAACUUAUUGCAAAUAUCAAUGGAAGAGGCGAAGAUUAGGUUGGAUUAGAGAUGGAUAUUAUAGCUGGAGACAAUGAAAUUUAAACAUACCUGAUAUUUACCUAUGGUAAAGUAAACAAAACUACUCAGUAGUAGCUUUAAUAUAUUGAAGUUUUAAUCGACAAUUAUAAAUCUGGUAAUUAGCAGUACGUUUCACCAGUGUAUACGAUAAACUAUCCGACUGAUUCUUCAAACAAUGGCAGCCUUAGACUAGCUGGGGGUUGGGAAAAACUAUUUAUAACAACCAGCAUAUUUGAUAAAAUCUAGGGCUACCAUUUCUGCUCUUAUAAUCAGUAUUUAAACAAAGAUACUAAUAAAUGUAUGCCUUGUGGCAGAUAUAAAACUUCAUUGGGACCAUCAUCAGAUUCAUGUAUUGACUGUCAAUCAGAUUUCUCAGGCUCAGAUAAAGAUAAUAAGAAACUGAGUUUCAUUUGCGAGAUAAUAGAGGGUAAAAUUAAUUUGAUUUUAAUUGUAGCAUUAUCUAUCCUGUGCUUUGGUAUAAUCUGCUUGAUCGUAGUUUCGAUUGUUAUGUGCAAGGUAAAAGGCUUCUUAUGCUUCAAGAAACCCAUAGCAGAAAUUAUAAGAGACUAAGAGGAGAGAUUAGCUAGAAGAUGGCGAUUGAUUGACUUGAAACUAAAUAAAUUGAAAUUUGAUAAAUUAAAGUUAGAUGAAAAAUCUCAAAGUUGUAGCAUUUGCUUUGAGGAAUUUACUGCUGAUCUUGAGAUCAGAUCGACCUAAUGCAAGCAUGUAUUUCAUGAAAAGUGUAUAUAUGAAUGGAUAAAAACCAAACUUUCCGACCCCGAUUGCCCUUAUUGUAGAACUAAGAUUAUUAUUUGA